This is a messenger RNA of Cottoperca gobio, 4176 nucleotides long. It is a transcript of the gene atxn7, whose product is annotated as ataxin 7. The record is from RefSeq and is a predicted model, not a curated record. Bases 245 to 3061 code for a protein of 938 amino acids. Lineage: Eukaryota; Metazoa; Chordata; Actinopteri; Perciformes; Bovichtidae. The transcript is spliced from 13 exons.
CACCAGGUGAAGACCUCCACAGAGGCUGAGCACUGCACUCGCUCUUUCCCACCGUCUUCUGUCUCCUUCGCCCAGUGCAUCCAGUUGAUAUAUACCUGCCUGGUGUCACGUUUACGCCUACAGCACCCAGAGCCACGACUUCCUCUCAAGUGUGUGUGGCUUCCAACAAUCGCCCAAACUGAUGAGGAUCGGCUGAUAGACUUAAAAAUAAGUUAUUUUUUUCUUAUUUUGCCAAGCGGAAAGAAUGUCGGAAAGGGCCGAGGAUGACGUCAGGGGGGAGCAGCGCCGAGCGGCCAGGCAGCAGCUGAAGCAGCAGCAGAUCCAGCGGGGAGAAGGCUCCACAGCAAUGGCGACUGUUGCGGAGCGGAGAUCCUUGCCUAGUCCAGAAAUAAUGCUGGGGCAGCCUUGGAGCAACUGGGUCGACGCCGCCAAACUCCACGGCAACGACGGUGCUGAAUCGGAGGAAAGUUUCAAAGACUUCGGGAAAAAUCGAGAAGCCAUGCGUUUGUGCAGAGAAGACAUGCCCAUAUUUGGCCAGUGUCCCGCACAGGACGACUUCUACCUGGUGAUGUGCAGCCACUGCGGCCAGGUAGUCAAGCCCCAAGCCUUCCAAGCACACUACGAGAGAAGACACAGUUCGCCCAUCAAGGCACCCUCCACCUCGCCCUUCCCUGUGUCGGGCAGGAACCGGAGCAGCGGACUUGGGCCCGGGCUGGGCUCGGGGUCUGCAGCUGGAGUGGCGAGUGGAGGCAUCCUUAGUCGAACUUCCACCGCUGGAUCCAGCUUAUCCUCCUCCUCCAAUCCCAAACUCCUCAAACCAGCCAAAGAGAAGCUGCCAGGGAUUCAGCGAAGAACCCCCUUUGCACCCUUCAGGACGUCCCAGCUGGACAAGAUCCUCACCCCGGCUGUCAAGGUGGAGAAGAUGCAUCUGAGGGUGGACUCGUCAGCUAAGCUUGUGCAGGCCCCGUCUGCGCCAGCCACCACCUCAUCCUCCUCUACAUCCUCCUCUAGCACCACUGUGAGCUCCAACACUACCACCAUCACCACCUCUUCCUCAUCAUCAUCAUCAGCCCUAAAACCAGGCCUUAACUGUCCCUCCAUACCAAAGCCUCCAUUACUGGCCCCGGGUCAGAUUCCCAACGGCAAGGGACACCUGUCAGUCCUCUCAGACAAGAAGCAGGACAGCAGCAGCAGUGCCAGUAGCAGACGCCACAUUAACAAGAAAGUGACAGAACGCGAGUACAAUGCAGAUAUCCACUGUGGCGUUGUGGAUAUGACAGCUCGGAAACCAUGCACAAGAUCCCUAACAUGCAAGACACAUUCCUUAAGCCAGCGGAGAGCGGUGUCAGGGCGGAGGAAGCGCUUUGACACUUUACUGGCUGAGCACAAGAACAGAGCAAGGGAGCGGGAGAAGGAGAAGGAGAGAGACCUCCACCAACUCCAUUCCCAGCAAAACCCCUCCCUCAGGGACCCACACCUCUCCUCCCACCUCGCCACUGCCCAUGACACCCACCAGGUCGCUCAUGGCAACGGCCCCGCCCCAGACGCCACUAAGCCUUUGCCACUCGGCAAGCCCAAAUUUCAAAGCCCUGGUCUUCCACGACUAAACAGCAGUCACGGAGGUGGAACCCCCGGAGACCCUGCAGUAGUCCAAGAGUCGCCACACCAUGCCCAAACUACCCCCGAUGGGUUUUCCCGACCCUCCAGUGACGAGGGAGAGAAUGAAGAGCGGGAGGACAGCGCUGACAAACUGGACUGUCACUAUUCAGGUUAUCACCCUCGACCGUCAGCUUACUGUACGUUUGGAAGUCGACUGUUAGGGAGGGGCUGUUACUCCUUUGACCGGAGAUGGGACAGAGUGCGAUGUGCCCUAACCACGAUGAUGGACAAGCACGUCAACUCUCAGAUGUGGAAGAAAAUCCCCUUGGCCUUGGAGAACUCCUCCUCCGUUGCACCUACCCAUAGGACAAGCACAAAUUCCCACGGUAACACUCCCUCUUCAGGCUUCCUGGGCCCCCCUGCCACCCUGCCCCAGACUCCUUAUAGCCAAUCCUACGAGGGCAAGUCUGUGCUCUCCUAUGGGACCACCUUAAAUGCCCGCAGCUCCCCACAGGGCGGGGCUGAGCACCCGGCCUACGGCAUUACGCAGGCCCGACAAGUGUCUUCGUCGCCGCAGAUGCCUUCAGCCCACUCGUCCUCAUCCUCUUCUUCUUCAACUCCUUCCCUAGCCUCAGGCCGGGCGCUUAAGUCCCGUUCCUCCAGCAGCAGCACUACCAAGUCGUCGUCAUCCUUCAGGCCCAAGGACAUCUCCUCUGUCUCAUCCACACCAGUCAUCCCCAACUCCAUCGGUGGAGCCAACAAUAACAGUAGCAACACUAGCUUCAGCUCGGGGAAGAAGAGGAAGAACAGCGCUAUUCUCUCUUCAUCCCACGGUCCCUCUGAAUCCUCCUCUUCGAACGCCAACUACUGCUCCUCCUCUUUCAAGAAGAACUGUGCAAAUGUCGGCAGCUCAGGAAGCACCUACCACCACGGCUCAUUAGGUCCUUCAUCCUCAUCGCCAUUAUCUUCCUCCCACAGCGGAGUCCACAGCGUGGGGCUUAACUGUGGCCCCACUGUGCGGACCAACUCACUCAGCCUCAAGGCCGAGCCUACUGGAGGUUCCUCUGGGCCGCCCGCACGAGGUCCUCCCUCGGGCAGCCCUGCAGAGUCUAUCAAGCGCAUGAGCGUGGUGAUGAACAGUAGUGACUCCACCCUUUCCCUGGGGCCCUUUGUCCACCACCAGUCUUUAUCCUCAUCUGACCACCACACCAACUUCAGCCACCACUCCUCAGAUGGGCGCCUGGAGGGCAAGAAGCGCAAAAGCUCGCCUGCCUCCAGCGGCAUUAAUAGUGGAGGUGGGGGAGGAGGGCUCGGGGGAGGAGGGGCACCUGCACCAGGGAGAGCCAAAGUGGCCAAGUCACCUGCCAUUAACAACAUCCAUGGAAAGCAUGGGCGGACCAUUCCAGGGACGGCGGGGCUACCCAACAACUCCCAUUUACAUCAGCCAAAGGCUCGUCCCUGACAGCGGUGUCCGGCUUCUGUGUAUGGAACCGGCAGGCGGACGGGGAAUAGCACGGAGCAGUCCGCAGACUGCUCCGGGCGGCACGAGGCCUUCUAAAAUCAAACCCACAUUACUCUCAGCUUCCCACAAUCCUCAGGGUGGAGAUGAUCUGGACUGCCCAGUGAAGUCAAUGUGGUCCUUACUAUUUCUCCCAAAGCCAUGUGUGUGUGACUCUGUGUGAGAAUGUGUGUGUGUGUGUGUGUGUGCGUGUGCGUGUUGGGCGGGUAAGAGGUGCGAUGGCCCUUUAUGUAUAGCGUGGAGUGCCAGGGGUCUAAAGAGCGAGCCAAGGACCCCCCCCCACGCAAGUGUUGUCCCAGUAUUCUGAGAGGUCUUCCUGUCUUGAAGUAGGAGGAACAAUAGCAGCAGCAGCCAUGAGCCUCGGAGCUCAUUGGGUUGAAGUUGAGGGCUGCCGCAACAAGUCGCCAUGACGCUGAGCAACUUCCGUGUUCGUUAAAGUAUGAAUGUGCGUGCGCGUACGAGUAUUUUUCUCAUGUCAGAUUCUGCUGGACUACUGGAAUUUCCAACUUAAUUACACCCCCAGCGCCUGAUCUCAGAAGCCUUGGAAGGAGAGCAGGAGGAGCAGCAAACAGUUACUCGCAACACCUUAAACGACACACAAUCACCUUGUUGUUCCACUUUACGUUAGUCUGACUCUCUGGCGACUUGGGUUACACGCAGUAGCCCGAGAGGAGCCCGAGAGGAGCCCGUAGGGACGAUCUGGUCAAUUCUUUUAUUACCCAGAAUAAUUAUGCAAGUGUUACCUUUUUAUUAUUUCUUAUGAGCUUUUUACACUGAACUACAAAGAGUCUUUGUAGACGUGGUGAAGACAGUUGUGCUUUCAAAAUGUGAAAAGGACGCCUGAUGUGCCCAUUCGAUUGAAUCCUUUGUCAGAGAGAUAACUUGGACAUCAUUUUCUGAAUCUUUUCAUUGUGCAAAACGAUCGCCACAGUAGACCUACCCCCAACUGUGAAAAGCACUAAAUAACUACUUUCUCCACAGGCACUGCUUAGUUGUACACAAAGCUAGCCAAAAGCUGCUAUCAGCUUUGCCAACUACUUUUUUUUUUUUUUUUUUUU